Molecule: messenger RNA, 2571 nt
Organism: Acomys russatus (golden spiny mouse)
Lineage: Eukaryota; Metazoa; Chordata; Mammalia; Rodentia; Muridae
Gene: Wasf1
Product: WASP family member 1
Exons: 9
Coding region: 194-1873 (559 amino acids)
Biological process (GO): positive regulation of Arp2/3 complex-mediated actin nucleation; actin cytoskeleton organization
Cellular component (GO): cytoskeleton
Molecular function (GO): Arp2/3 complex binding; protein kinase A regulatory subunit binding; actin binding
Source: RefSeq, a predicted model, not a curated record
CCCGGCGGCAUUCCCGGCGCCGCAGCCAGUGCCCUGCGCGCCGUCCACCCCGCAGCCCGACGCUCCCGCGGGGGCCACUCGGUGGAGUCCCAGCGCGGAGCUGGACCGGCGGCCGCCGCCGAAGCAUGAAGAAGGGGUAAGGCGCGAGCCCCCCACGGUUUCACGGUGAGCUGGGACAGCGGCUGAGCUCAAGAUGCCGUUAGUGAAAAGAAACAUCGAUCCCAGGCACCUGUGCCACACAGCACUGCCUCGCGGCAUUAAGAACGAACUGGAAUGUGUAACCAACAUUUCCCUGGCAAAUAUAAUUAGACAACUGAGUAGCCUAAGUAAGUAUGCUGAAGACAUAUUUGGAGAGCUAUUCAAUGAAGCACAUAGUUUUUCCUUCCGAGUUAACUCCCUGCAAGAGCGCGUGGACCGCCUGUCUGUCAGCGUCACACAGCUUGAUCCUAAAGAAGAAGAGCUGUCUCUGCAAGAUAUAACAAUGAGAAAAGCUUUCCGGAGUUCUACAAUUCAGGAUCAGCAGCUUUUCGACCGCAAGACUUUGCCCAUCCCGCUGCAGGAGACAUACGACGUCUGCGAGCAGCCCCCACCUCUCAAUAUCCUCACCCCUUACAGGGACGAUGGGAAGGAAGGGCUGAAGUUUUACACCAAUCCUUCGUAUUUCUUUGACCUGUGGAAAGAGAAGAUGUUGCAAGACACAGAGGAUAAGAGGAAGGAAAAGAGAAAGCAGAAGCAGAAAAAUCUAGAUCGUCCUCAUGAACCAGAGAAAGUGCCAAGAGCACCUCAUGACAGGCGGAGAGAAUGGCAGAAGCUGGCCCAGGGCCCAGAGCUGGCUGAAGAUGACGCUGACCUCCUCCAUAAGCAUAUUGAAGUUGCUAAUGGCCCGGCCUCUCAUUUUGAAACAAGGCCACAGACAUACGUGGAUCAUAUGGAUGGAUCUUACUCACUCUCUGCCUUGCCGUUCAGCCAGAUGAGUGAGCUUCUAACCAGAGCUGAGGAGAGGGUCCUAGUCAGACCGCAUGAACCACCUCCGCCUCCACCAAUGCAUGGAGCAGGAGAUGCAAAGCCCAUACCCACCUGUAUCAGUUCCGCCACAGGCUUGAUAGAAAAUCGCCCCCAGUCUCCAGCUGCAGGCAGAGCACCCGUGUUCGUGAGCCCCACUCCCCCACCUCCUCCACCACCUCUUCCAUCUGCCUUGUCUACUUCCUCACUGAGAGCCUCGAUGACUUCAACUCCUCCCCCACCAGUCCCUCCCCCACCUCCUCCUCCAACCACUGCUCUGCAGGCUCCAGCAGUGCCGCCCCCUCCAGCUCCCCUUCAGAUCGCCCCUGGUGUCCUCCACCCAGCUCCUCCUCCAAUCGCUCCUCCUCUGGUACAGCCCUCUCCCCCAGUAGCUAGAGCCGCCCCAGUAAGCGAGACUGUGCCAGGUCAUCCCCUCCCACAAGGGGAGGUGCAGGGGCUGCCUCCACCCCCGCCGCCGCCUCCUCUGCCUCCACCUGGCGUUCGGCCAUCGUCACCUGUCACAGUUGCAGCUCUUGCUCAUCCUCCCUCUGGGCUACAUCCAACUCCAUCUGCUGCCCCAGGUCCCCAUGUCCCAUUAAUGCCUCCAUCUCCUCCAUCACAAGUCAUAGCUGCUUCUGAGCCAAAGCGUCAUCCCUCCACCCUGCCUGUCAUCAGUGACGCAAGGAGCGUGCUGCUGGAAGCAAUACGGAAAGGUAUCCAGCUUCGCAAAGUGGAAGAGCAGCGCGAGCAGGAAGCUAAGCACGAGCGCAUCGAGAACGACGUGGCCACCAUCCUGUCUCGCCGCAUCGCGGUGGAGUACAGCGAUUCCGAAGAUGACUCGGAGUUCGAUGAAGUAGACUGGCUGGAGUAAGGAAGCUGCGUUGCCGUGCGUUGCAAGACUGGAUGCACAUGCCCUUCGUGGCGCUUGUUCUCUGACAAUGUUUGGUCAUUCUAGUGUUUUGCUUCCGACUCCUCAUAAUGAAUAGCCCUCUUCCAUAAUUUUUGAUUUCUAUGGAAAGUAUUAGCAUAUAUUUCAAACUAAAUAUUUUACAGUGGCUUAUCUUAUUCCCCCCCCCCGGAAAAAUAUAAUUUGGUCCAAUAAACCACUAAGUAUUAAGCAUGGACAGCCGUUACUAGUGUAGCAGAUUCCGUUUUUGAUAUACAUUAAUUGUGCACUUUUGUGAAUUUUUUUUUUCAAAGAAAGCAACUGAGAAUGAAAUCUUGAAGGCAGCUCUGUCUGUUAACGAGCCUUACUCCAUUUCUUGAUGUUUUAGAUGAAGAAACACUGCCUCAGUUAUGUGAAUACACUCAGAAAGAACAUAUUUAGCUCGUAGUGUUGGAUUCUCCUAAAGGAAUGCUUAAUUUUUGUUAUCAUCUUAUUGUUUUAAAUACUUGCCUUAUUUGAACGUUUAGCAGAGCCCCUUUCCCACUUAUAUAUUGUGUGGUACAGUUUUGCUUGCCUAUAGAAAUUUAAAUUUUUCCAUGUGAGAUACUCAGAAUAAGCAGACGUGUAACUUACAUAACGUGAGAAUAACAAUCUGAUGUAAUAAACGGUUCAUUUUAAAGGUU